Molecule: messenger RNA, 11711 nt
Organism: Chanos chanos (milkfish)
Lineage: Eukaryota; Metazoa; Chordata; Actinopteri; Gonorynchiformes; Chanidae
Gene: zfhx3b
Product: zinc finger homeobox 3b
Exons: 10
Coding region: 66-11636 (3856 amino acids)
Biological process (GO): regulation of transcription by RNA polymerase II; regulation of neuron differentiation
Cellular component (GO): nucleus
Molecular function (GO): RNA polymerase II cis-regulatory region sequence-specific DNA binding; zinc ion binding; DNA-binding transcription factor activity, RNA polymerase II-specific
Source: RefSeq, a predicted model, not a curated record
CGAGGAUCUCAAAGCGGCAGCAAAAAAUUGCCUCGAUGCGAUGAACGCCUCAUGUAGGCAUCAGCAUGGAAAGCUGUGAGUCUCCCGUGGUUUCUGGGACAGACGAUGGGCUCGGCUCCUCCGCCACCUCUCAGCAGCAGCAGCACCCUCCGCAGCCCUGGAACGAUCACUCUAACUCACAGGUCCUUCCCAGCAGCCAGUCCCCUUCCCUGGAGCCCCUGUCUCUCACCGCACCCUUCCCAGCCCAACUCCAGGCACCACUCCGCGAAGCUGUAAGAGAGCAGCAGCAGCAGCAAAUACGGACACCACCCCAGGCCCCUAGCGACAGCACCCCCAGUGGUCAGCUGCACCCCAGAAGAGAGGGGCUGGAGGAGGAGGAGCAAGAGGGUGUGAGUUGUGGUGAAGAGGACGAAGAUUUGGAGGACUUGGACGAAAUGGAGAUUGACAACUGUUUCCCGAGUCUACAGCCGUUCCCUGGUGUGCCCAUAGCAUCAGGAGGAGGUGGCAUGCCCACACUCAUGCGCCAGCAACCCACACACCGGAGUGGUGCUGCAGAGAGUGGGAGUGAGGAAGGAGAGGAGGAAGAAGAGGAGAACAGUGAUGUGGAGAACCUAGCUGGAGAGAUAGUCUACCAGCCUGAUGGCUCAGCUUACAUUGUGGAGAGCCUCAGCCAGCUGAUCCAAAGUGAUGGAGGCGCAGGGUCUGGCCUGCUCCCCACAAACUCUCUCCCCAAUGCGGGGAAGCCGGGGGAACCUGCUGGAACCUCUUCUUCGGUGUACCCUCAAAUCAUCAACACGUUCCACAUAGCCUCAUCUUUUGGGAAGUGGUUUGGCUCCUCAGACCAAGGUUUCUCCAAUACCUCAACCCUGGCAGGCCUCAGUCCUGUCCUGCACAGUUUCCGCGUCUUUGAUGUGCGGCACAAAAGCAACAAGGAUUACCUGAACAGCGACGGGUCUGCCAAGAAGUCCUGUGUAUCCAAAGAUGUUCCCAACAACGUGGAUUUCUCCAAAUUUGACGGGCUAGCGCUUUAUGGCAAAGGCAAGCCCAUUCUCAUGUGUUUCCUCUGCAAGCUGUCCUUUGGCUAUGCGCGUUCUUUUGCCACUCAUGCUGUCCAUGACCAUCGCAUGACCCUGUGUGAAGAUGAGCGCCGGCUUUUGGGCCACAAGCAUGCUUCGGCCAUCAUCCAGGGCAUCGGAAAAGACAAGGAGCCGCUUAUCAGCUUCCUGGAACCAAAAAACAAGAGCUCUCCUCCACCCCCUACCCUGGUGCCCAUGAACUCGGGUCAAAGCUUCUAUGGAACAUUCAGUGGUGUCCAUUUAGAGUCAGGAAGCAGCAGCGGAGGAGGUGAGGUUCUGCUCAACAAAGACUCAGAUUCGAGUCUCCAGCAGCAAGCUCCAUUGGGCUCCCUCCUCACUCUGGGGAGUCGAGCUAGCCCCAAACCAUCUUCUCAUACCUCAACCCCAGGCCCUGCCAAAGACUCCAACACCCUGCCCAAGCUGCAGGGAGGGAGAACAGAGGGGCCUGUUGGGAAAGAGGGCACUCUCAGAGGGGAGGAUGGCGAAGCGGAGUCCUGUGAAAGCAAAGCUCUCUUGCCCAGUGAGGAGAUAGGGUCAGAGGAAGAGGAAGAACUCUUGCUAGAAGAAGAGGAGGAUGAGAUGGGGGAUGAAGGCACUUCAGUGGCCUGUGGUGGUAGUAGUAGCAGCAGACAAGUGGGGGAACUGGCUAUCUCAAACCAAAGCAUUUCCAAAUCUCCUUUAUUAAUGCCUAGUAGCACUCUCCAGCCUCCCACCUGUCCUUCUGCAGCCAGCCCUACACUUAACAGCAAAACCCCAGCUUCCAUGUCCUCUUCCUCUGUCAGGGGGUCGGAAGAGGGGAUGGCUGCAGAGGGUGGGGGGAGGACCUCUGAGCUCCCUCUGAGCUUUAACUGCCAGGGGCCCUCUGUCCCCGUGGCUAUGGCGGCAGCUGCCGGUAGAGGGGGUGAGGAGGAUGGAGCUGCAUGCUCCUCCACGGGCAAUUCCUCCCCUCUGGUCUCCCAUGCCGCCGCUGAUGAAAGUGCCAAUCGAGAGAGUGCCACAGCUCCUGAACCAAAUGAUUGCCCAGCAGAGGGAGACGAGGACAAUGGAGCUCUCCUGCAUCACCACCACCUUCACCACCAUCACCACCACCUGCAUCCUUCACCCCAUGCCCACGCCCAUCCGCAUGCACACCACACGGCAUCCUGUGAUAUCGCAGGUGUGGGUGAGUGCUCUCAGAACCACGGGGUUGGAGGCAGUGGAGGAAGUGGGGUGGAAUGCCCUAAAUGUGAUACUGUCCUGGGGUCUUCACGGUCACUGGGUGGCCACAUGACCAUGAUGCACUCACGCAACUCGUGUAAGACACUGAAGUGUCCUAAGUGCAACUGGCACUACAAAUACCAGCAGACCCUUGAAGCCCACAUGAAGGAGAAGCACCCUGACUCUGGGGGCUCCUGUGUGUACUGCAGCAGUGGGCAGAGUCACCCUCGUCUUGCCCGUGGUGAGAGCUACACCUGUGGCUAUAAGCCAUUCCGCUGCGAGGUCUGCAACUACUCCACCACUACGAAGGGUAACCUCAGUAUCCACAUGCAGUCAGACAAACACCUCAACAACAUGCAGACACUCCAAAAUGGAGGUUCCAUAGCUGGAGCAGGUGAACAGGUGUUUGGGCACGCACCUGGUGGAGUGGUAGCUGUUCCCUCAGCCACACAGGCAAGUAGCCACCAUCCUCCCCACCACCAUCACCCAGCGCAGUCCUCUGCCCACAUGGCAGGACCUUGCGGUGCCCCCUCGCCUACCAAGCCAAAAAGCAAGCCCACAUGGCGCUGCGAGGUAUGUGACUACGAGACCAAUGUGGCUCGCAACUUGCGGAUCCACAUGACCAGUGAGAAGCACAUGCACAACAUGAUGCUGCUCCAGCAGAAUGUGACACAAAUGCAGCACGGUCGCCUGGGCCUGGGGGCUAUGCCCUCACCCUCAGAGGCCGAGCUUUACCAGUACUACCUGACCCAGAACAUGAGCCUGCCCCCAGGCCUGAAGAUGGACCCUACUGGAGCUGAUGCUCAGUUCUUGCUUGGAGGCUUCCCCCUGGACCCCAAAAUGGCUGCCCUUGCGCCAGCGUUAGUAGGUGGGGAUAUCCCCAUGGAUGUGCGUCUUGGAGGUGGUCAGUUAGUGUCAGAGGAGCUGAUGACACUGGGUGAAAGCCUGUCCCAGACGAGUGACCCUUCUCUGAAGUUGUUCCAGUGUGCUGUGUGCAACCGCUUCACCACCGACAACCUGGACAUGCUGGGUCUACACAUGAGCGCUGAGCGCAGCCUGCCUGAGGAAGAGUGGAGAGCAGUGGUGGGUGAUUCCCAUCAAUGUAAGCUCUGCCAUUACACCACCCAACUCAAGGCCAACUUCCAGCUGCACUGUAAGACUGACAAGCACGUGCAGAAGUACCAGCUGGUAGCGCACAUCAAGGAGGGCGGUAAGGGCAACGAGUGGCGUCUGAAGUGCGUGGCCAUCGGCAACCCUGUGCACCUCAAGUGCAAUGCCUGUGACUACUACACCAACAGCCUGGAGAAGCUGAGGAUGCACACGGUGAAUUCUCGUCACGAGGCCAGUCUCAAGCUGUAUAAGCAUUUACAGCAACACGAGAACGCAGUGGAGGGUGACGCCUGCUACUACCAUUGUGUCCUGUGCAACUACUCCACUAAGGCCAAGCUGAAUCUCAUUCAGCACGUGCGCUCAAUGAAGCACCAGCGUAGUGAGAGCCUGCGCAAACUGCAGCGACUUCAGAAGGGCCUUCCUGAGGAAGAAGAGGAGCUGAGUGCUAUCUUCACCAUCCGGAAGUGUCCCUCUGCUGACACAGGAGAGCUGAGUGAGGAUGUGGAGGCUGCCAGUGAGACCACCACAGACCAGGAGGACCAAACCAAAGACAGAGAGAGUGGGGGGGAGAGGGAGCUCACCAAAGGGACAGCAGCCAGCCAGUCAGAGAGGGAUCAGACGGAUUCUCCAAACCCCUCCAAACGGCCCCCCUCAAUAUCUGGAACAGGAGAGAGCCCCCUUUCUUCCAAACGUCCAAGGACAGCUGAAAAGAGUGCUGGAGAGCAGAUGUACCAGUGCCCCUACUGCAAGUUUAGCAACACGGACCUGAACCGCCUCAGAAUGCACGUGAUGACUCAGCACUCAGUCCAGCCCAUGUUCCGCUGCCCUCUGUGUCAAGACAUGCUCAACAACAAGAUCCACCUGCAGUUCCACCUCACACACCUCCACAGCGUUGCACCCGACUGUGUGGACAAGCUCAUUGCCACUGUGGCGCCAUCAGAGGUACUGCCAGCGAGCAUGUUCAUACCAGUCCCUGGACUGGAUAAAGAUGCUCAGAACACCUCUCAGUCCACAGCCAACUCAAGUUCAGAUGAUACAAAGAAACCAGCAGAGACUUCAGAUGUUGAAUCAGAGAAAGGAGUUUCUCUGCCGGCAGAAAUUACUGAAGCUCGAAAGUCACCUCUGGAAGAGCAGCAGCCUUCAAGAGAAGACCCCACUGGUUUUCUGUGCUGGAAAAAAGGCUGUAACCAAGUCUUUAAAUCCUCCAGUUCGCUUCAGAUGCACUUCAAUGAGGUUCACAACAAAAGGCCACAAUUGCCUGUAUCUGAUCGCCACGUGUACAAGUACCGCUGCAACCAGUGUAGUCUAGCAUUCAAAACAGUGGAAAAACUGCAGCUGCAUUCACAGUACCAUGUCAUCAGAGCAGCAACUAUGUGUUGUCUGUGCCAGCGAAGCUUUAGGACCUUGCAAGCCUUGAAGAAACACUUGGAGACUAGUCAUGUUGAACUUAGUGAAUCUGACAUCCAGCAGCUUUAUGGAGGCCUGCUGAUGAAUGGGGAUCUAAUGGUAAUGGGUGAUCCUUCACUCGGAGAGGACCAGGGAGUUCUUGGUGAAGAUGACAAGGAUGGUGAGGAAAGUGAUCCAGAGGAGAAGCAGAGCCCAACAGGUAGUGACUCAGGGUCACUACAAGAAGAUUCUGGAUCAGAGCCCAAGCGUGCCCUACCUUUUAGGAAGGGCCCCAACUUUACCAUGGAGAAGUUCUUAGAUCCGUCUCGUCCUUUCAAGUGUACAGUUUGCAAAGAGUCAUUUACUCAGAAAAAUAUCCUGCUGGUACACUACAAUUCUGUCUCACACUUGCACAAAGUCAAACGUGCUCUUCAAGAGUCCACCACAGGCCAGCCAGAGCCCACCAGCAGCCCUGACAAUAAGCCCUUCAAGUGCAGCACUUGCAAUGUAGCAUAUAGCCAGAGCUCAACACUGGAGAUUCACAUGCGUUCUGUCCUCCAUCAGACCAAGGCCAGGGCAGCCAAGCUCGAGGCAGCAGGGGGCAGCUCCAGCUCUGUUAGUACUGUUGGCUUAAGUGGUGGGGGCUCCUCUAUCAGCACGUCAUCUUCCAGUCCAAUUCCACCCACUAAUUCAACAACUGGCAAUAGCACUUGUUCUCCUGCUAGUGUUCAGACAGCACAAAGCAUCUUGGGAGGUAACCACAUGAACCAGUCUCACAACAUUGAAAGCCUGGGUAACUCAGCCUGUCAUCCCUCUCCCUCUGAGAAUGAUGUUAAGAAGAAGAAAUUUGCAGACAUGUUGUCUUCUAGGGGUCACCAGCAGCAGCUGCAGCAACAACAACAACUGGCUCAAGCCCAAGCACAAGCCCAGGUCCAACUCCAACAAGAGCUUCAGCAACAAGCUGCUCUUAUUCAGUCUCAGCUCUUCAAUCCUCUUCUACAGCACUUCCCAAUGACAACAGAGGCACUUCUCCCACUUCAGCAACAGCAGCUGCUCUUUCCCUUUUAUAUCCCUGGGACAGAGUUUCAAUUAAAUCCAGAAAUGAAUCUUAACAGUUCUUCCCUUAACCUGACUGGAUCUGCUGCCUCACUUUUAGAAGACCAGAAGAGCUCAGCUCAGCAGGCUCAACAGAGCUGCCUGCAGCAACAGCUCAUGCACCACCACCUUCAACAACAGCAGCAGCACCAAACCCAUUCCCACUCCCAGGCUUCAAAUCAAGUGGCUUUACUUCAGCAGAGUGUAUCUCUCUCACACCCAGUUGAUAAAAAGCCAAAGCCACCUGUUCCUCAGAGCGAGAAAGAUAAAGAUCUGCUUAAGGAUAAAGAGGUGAAUGAGAAAUCAGAGGACCAUAUUUCCAAAGAUAUCUCAGAUGCAGUAAAGUCCAAAGAUAAGAAGGAUGUGCAGCAGGCUGCAAUUAGUAUGAACCAUGACACUGGAUUCCCUCCGCCAAGGAUUGCCUCAGAUGCUCGUGGAAAUGCUACCAAAGCUCUCUUAGAGAAUUUUGGAUUUGAGUUGGUGAUUCAGUACAAUGAGAAUAAACAGAAAGCUCAGAAAAAGCCAUCAGGGACUGGAACAGGUGUUCCAAGUGCACCAUCUGGUAUAACUAGAGUGGUUGACCCUGUUGAAGGAUUAGAGAAAUUGGAGUGUGAAGCCUGUGGAAAGCUCUUCUCCAAUAUAUUAAUUCUGAAGAGUCAUCAAGAGCAUAUCCAUCAGGCCUUCUUCCCAUUUAGAUUCCUGGAGAGGUUUGCCAAGGAAUACAGAGAACAGUAUGACAAACUCUACCCAUUGAGACCUCCAACACCUGAGGCAGUUCCUCCUCCUCCACCUCCACCUCCCCCACCUCCACCACCUCCACAAAGAACUCCAACACCAAAUAUACCUGUUUCGGCUCCUGCUCUCACACCUCCAACUGCUCCUACCCCACAGCCUCAAGUACCAAUGGCCCAAAUUCCUAUGCCAAUGGAUCUGCCCCUCUUUUCUCCACUAAUGAUGCAACCUAUGUCUCUCCAAACAUUACCACCUCAGAUUCCUGGCCCACUGCCAUCGGUGGAGCCUGGUCUGGCCACUGAUCUGGCUCAACUUUACCAGCAGCAGCUCACACCAGCUAUGCUGCAGCAGCAGAAUAAGAGACCAAGAACACGCAUUACAGAUGACCAGCUAAAGGUUCUCAGACAAUAUUUUGACAUCAACAACUCUCCCAAUGAGGAGCAAAUAAAGGAAAUGGCUGACAAGUCAGGGCUUCCCCAGAAAGUUAUCAAACACUGGUUCCGUAAUACUCUCUUCAAAGAGCGCCAGCGCAAUAAAGACUCACCCUACAACUUCAAUAACCCACCCAUAACAACUCUAGAGGAUACCAAAAUCGAUUCGAAACCACCAUCCCCUGAGCCUCAUAGACAGGAGUGUUAUGGUAGUAAGAGGUCUUCAAGGACAAGGUUCACAGACUACCAGCUCAGGGUAUUGCAGGACUUUUUUGAUGCCAAUGCCUAUCCAAAAGAUGAUGAAUUUGAACAGCUGUCCAAUUUGCUGAGCCUACCAACUCGUGUUAUUGUAGUGUGGUUCCAGAAUGCAAGACAAAAAGCCCGUAAAAAUUAUGAGAACCAAGGAGAUGGAGGGAAAGAUGGGGAGCGGCGUGAACUGUCCAAUGAUCGAUACAUUCGCACCACGAAUUUGAACUAUCAAUGCAAGAAGUGCAGUCUGGUCUUCCAGCGAAUAUUCGACCUCAUCAAACACCAAAAAAAGCUUUGUUACAAAGAUGAGGAUGAGGAGGGGCAAUAUGACAGUCAAAAUGAAGACUCUGUAGACCUCUCUCAUGAGUACUGCACGCCAUCUGGCUCAUCUGGCCACACCCCAAUGCCAUCCUCCUCAAGCCUGUGCCCUCUUCCACCCUCCACCUCAGCCUUCUCUCAGAUGACACCAUCUGAAAAGGAGGAGGCAUCACCUGCCAAUUUAUCAAAUUCUUUUGAUGAGAAAUCCAAACAUUCUGCAGAGACUUGUGUAGAUUCCAGGGAAAACCAGUCAUCUCUUAAACAGGAGACGGUACAUCCAUCUGAAAUUUCACAGCAGAAAUCCACAAGAGAUGAGAAAGUACAUAUGACUCCAAAGAACUCAAAACUUUCUUCACCUUCCCUGCAGCAACAACACGGGGGUCCGUCAGCCUCUCAAACUAGCCAAGCUCCUUCCCAAACUUCCCAUAUGGCAAUCAACCCACAUUUAACUUCAGCUUCACAGCAGCUGGCUCAGCAGAUGAUCCCCUACCAGUGUGAGCAAUGCAAACUUGGCUUUCCCUCAUUUGAACACUGGCAAGAACACCAGCAGCUUCAUUUCCUGACUGUCCAAAACCAAUUUAUUCACCCCCAGUUCUUGGAUCGCCCAAUGGAUAUGUCCUUUAUGUUGUUUGAUCCCAGCAAUCCUCUGCUGGCUAGCCAGCUCCUUGCUGGAGCAUUGCCACAAAUACCAAGCAGCUCUGCCACUUCUCCAUCAACGCCCACAUCAACCAUGAACUCCUUAAAGAGGAAGUUGGAGGAGAAAGCAGGUACAAGUCCCGGGGAAAAUGACAGCACCAACAGUGGUGAAGAGCCACAGAGAGAUAAACGCCUCCGGACGACCAUUACACCAGAACAAUUAGAGAUUCUAUACCAGAAAUAUCUCCUUGAUUCUAACCCCACCCGCAAGAUGCUUGACCACAUCGCUCACGAGGUAGGGCUCAAAAAACGAGUGGUACAAGUAUGGUUUCAGAACACCAGGGCAAGAGAAAGAAAAGGGCAGUUUCGUGCAGUGGGGCCAGCUCAAGCCCAUCGCCGCUGCCCAUUUUGCCGUGCCCUUUUCAAAGCAAAAACAGCCCUAGAAGCCCACAUACGCUCACGUCACUGGCACGAGGCCAAACGAGCUGGUUAUAACCUAGCAUUGUCCAGCAUGUUACCUGAACAGGAGGGUAUGCAGUUGAAGAUGGAUCCAUUAGACAUCUCCAGUUACUCCCACCUUGUACCCUCUAACAGUGAUGCACAAUGCUCGUCUCUGUCACCAGUGAGCAAAAACAUGGACUUGUCUCCCAGGGGUCUUCUGAGCCCUACAUCUAUUAAGGUUGAGGGAAUAGAGGACUUCGAAAGCCCAGCUAUGUCUUCUGUCAACAUGAGUUUUGACCAAAAUAAACUUGACAAUGAUGACUGCUCCUCUGUGAAUACUGCCAUCACUGACACUACCACAGGGGAUGAAGCCAAUGUUGAUAAUGAUAGUGCUGAUGCAAAGCAUGGUCAUAAUAGUGGUGACUUUCUCUCUAAAUCUGGGGGCACAGCCCAAUCUACUGAAAAUGAUGAUCAGAUGUCCUCAGGAUUGGUGAGCCCUGCGACAAGCUAUUAUGCGAAAGAUUUUGAGAAUGAGAAUAUGGUGGAUUACAGUGAAACCUCGAGUCUGGCUGAUCCUUGCUCACCAAGCCCUGGGGCUUCUGGCAGUAGAAGCGUUGAUAGUGGAGACAGGCCGGGCCAAAAGCGUUUCCGAACUCAGAUGACAAACCUCCAGCUUAAGGUGCUCAAAUCCUGCUUUAGUGAUUACAGGACUCCCACCAUGCUGGAAUGUGAGGUACUCGGGAAUGAAAUUGGACUUCCAAAAAGAGUGGUACAGGUCUGGUUCCAGAACGCUCGUGCUAAGGAGAAGAAGGCAAAACUUAGCAUGGCUAAGCACUUCGGCAUCAACCAGACAUCCUAUGAAGGACCUAAGACGGAGUGCACUUUAUGUGGCAUUAAGUAUAGUGCCCGUCUGUCAGUCCGAGACCAUAUCUUCUCUCAACAGCAUAUCUCCAAGGUGAAGGACACCAUUGGGAGUCAACUUGACAAGGAGAAGGAGUACUUUGACCCAGCCACUGUUCGUCAGCUCAUGGCUCAGCAGGAAAUGGAUCGUAUCAAAAAAGCCAAUGAGGUCUUGGGACUGGCACAACAGCAAGCCAUGCAACAGCAAGGGAUGUUUGACAGUCCUGCCCUGCAAGCCCUUAACCUUCAGUCAGCCUAUCCAAAUCUGCAAGGUAUACCCCCAGUCCUCUUGCCAGGGGUCGGCAGCCCCUCCUUAUCAGGCUUUAACUCAUCUAACACAGCUUUAACUCCUCCAAAAGCUCCAAACCUCUUGAACAUGCCUGGUGCCAGUGUCCCAUCACCCAGUCUCCCCACAUCUGGUUUACCUAACAAAACCCCCUCUGCUUCCUCUUUGGCCUCACCUAGCCCAGCCCAGGCUAACACCUCAAUUGCCCACUCAAGCCCUACUCCUACAUCCACAUCCACCUCUGUGACAACCCAACAAGGCCCUCGGGCUGAGCCCCAUAAAGAUCGAGAAGCUGAGAGGUCAAGAGAGAAAGAGAAACCUAAGGAGAAGGUGGAGAAGGCCAUAAUGCUAUCUUCAACAGGGGGCACUCCAGCCCCCUCUACUUCUGCUGCCAGCGCCAAGAAAGAAAAGACAGAUACAGCAGUUCCUGCCACUUCAAUGCCAACCCCUGGCAUGGAAUAUGUGGUUGAUCCUGCCCAGCUCCAAACCCUGCAGGCUGCUUUAGCAUCAGAUCCUACAGCUCUACUCACAAGCCAGUUCCUGCCCUACUUCAUGCCUGGAUUUUCUCCAUACUAUGCCCCUCAAAUACCUGGGGCUCUUCAAGGUGGAUAUCUGCAACCGAUGUAUGGGAUGGAGAGCCUUUUCCCCUACAACCCGGCUUUAUCACAAGCUCUUAUGGGGCUGUCCCCUGGGUCUUUGCUGCAGCAUUACCAGCAAUAUCAGCAGAGCUUGCAGGAGGCACUGCAGCAGCAGCAGCGACAGCUCCAGCAAAUCCAGCAACCCAAAGCCAGCCAAACCCCAGCACCCACUCAAUCCUCUGCGGACCGAAAAGAAUCUGCCAAAGAUCCUGUGAAAACAGAGGAACGAAAAGGCACUCCCCCUGUGGAUGCCUCUUCCUCUUCCUCUCACAAUAACAUACCCACUGAGCAGCACGAAAUGGAUGGCAAAGGUUCAGAUCCCCUUCUUGACCAAUACAUUGUCCCCAAGGUUCAGUACCGGCUGGCGUGCCGCAAAUGUCAAGCUGUCUUUAGCAAGGAGGAAGCAGCCCUCAGUCAUCUGAAGUCGAUCUGCUUUUUCGGUCAGUGUGUGGCAAACCUGCAAGAGAUGUUGCUUCAGGUCCCUGGCAGUGGGAGUGCAGGAGAGGGUAGUCUCUAUGACUGCCUGGCCUGUGACACAACUCUGGAUGGGGACAAAGCGCUAAGUCAACACCUGGAGUCAGCCUUGCACAAACACAGAACAAUCAAGCGAUCAGCCAGAAAUGCCAAAGAGCACGCUACUAGAUUAUUACCUCACUCUUCAGCCUGCUUCCCCGAUCCUAACACCGCAUCUACCUCGCAGUCCACCACUCAUCCAAACAACACCCCAUCUCCCCCACCAACAUCAGCCACCACAACAUCUUCAACUGCCUCUUCAUCCUCGUGCUCCUCCUCCUCGACAACCACCCCGCUUAAUACUACAGCUGUCGGCAAACCCUGGCCUCAGGCCUCUUUCUCCAGAGCUUUAGCUGGGAAACCCAAUGCCACUCCUUCUAUGUCAUCUUCUUUCCCACCAAUAUCCUCACCUUCAACGGUUACCUCAAGUUCAUUGAGCACCUCAGGGGUUCAGACCUCGAUACCAACAGACGUCUUUACCGACGAAUCUGACUCUGACAGCAGUCAGAAGUCAGCAGACAGGUUGGGCAGGCUGACAGAGGAGCCACAAAAGCCCGGCUGUCUCAAAGACAGUGGUAGUUGUAGUAGUAAUCUUACUAGUGUAGGAACAGACUCCAUCAGAUUGUAAAAGAGCUUUCAGUGAUGGACAAUAUGUUAAAAAAAAUACAAAAGACAAAAAAAAGAAAAAGAAAAAAAAAAACAA